Molecule: messenger RNA, 3558 nt
Organism: Phacochoerus africanus (Common warthog)
Lineage: Eukaryota; Metazoa; Chordata; Mammalia; Artiodactyla; Suidae
Gene: ZFP1
Product: ZFP1 zinc finger protein
Exons: 6
Coding region: 1554-1718 (54 amino acids)
Biological process (GO): regulation of transcription by RNA polymerase II
Molecular function (GO): DNA-binding transcription factor activity; RNA polymerase II cis-regulatory region sequence-specific DNA binding
Source: RefSeq, a predicted model, not a curated record
GCAGGUGCUCAGAGCCCCUCACAGCACCUUGCCUGGGUUCAUGAGGCCGCGGGGAUCCAGUGUGGCCUUGAACUGCCGCAUGACCUCCAUGCCCACGGCACCCACCUCCUCCUGCAGCAGCUGCCGUUUGCCCAGCCCAAUGCCAUGUUCCCCAGUACAGGUGCCAUGGAAUGCCAGUGCGUGCCUGAGAGGCAGCAGAAGGAAGUCUUCAGCAGGUGCCCCCCACUUCCCUCAGCUCUCCCCAGCCCCCUCCCUGCUUCACCCUUACCUGGCCAGCUGUUUUGAAAAGGCCAUGACCUUGAGGAGCUCCUCAGGGUCCUCCGGGUCUGCCAGCAGGAUGCAGUGGAAGUUGCCAUCGCCCACAUGCCCAACGAUGGUUCCUGGGGGCCCAGAGGACAGAGCUGCUUGCCCUCAGCCUGGCCCCUCCCCUGCCCUCCCUCCCCCACCCGCUCUGCGGGGGGCGGGCAGCACCUGUGAGUCCGGAGGCCUUCAGAUUCUCCUUGGUCUGCACCAGGAUCUCCGGCAGCCGGGAGAUGGGCACACACACGUCGGUGGAAUAGCCCUGAGUUGAGGCGGGCCUGUGAGCUCCCCCCCCAUCCCACCUGCUCGGAGGUAAGGGGUCAAGGCUACGAAUGGGUUCAGGGGGCUGGCUUUAAGCCUCCAGCAACAAGAUGACUGGCCGGAGUGUGUUCCCCCUGUCGGUAGGUGCUCCCAAGUCUCUCGUCCUACUCCCCAUCCCCAGCUAUGUUCGGGUCCCAAAGCACCUGCUACCUGGAGCCUAGCCUCCCCUUCCGGCUGGCUAGCAGUUUCCGCUUCCUCCUGAAAGCCUGCCCUCUCUCUGGCUCGAGGCCGGGGCUCCCCGCUGAGGGUUUGGCAGUUUUGUCAGCCGUGCCCUCAGCCUGCUUCUCUGGACAACAGGCUAGAGGGCGGAGGAAAGGCUCCCACGUCCACCCCAGCCCGCUCACCUUGCAGCCGGGCCGCAGGGCUAGGGCUGCGUACCAGGCGUUGUGCCGCGCCGCCCAGAGCCGGCUGCGCUCCUCGGCCUCCUUGGCCCAGGAGAAAUGGGAGCCUCCAUUGUGCCGGGUGAUCUCUUCUGUGGAAGGUCGAGGGUUGACACUGGCCCCGCUCCGGGGCAGCCCGUGCCCCCCUCCCGCAGCACCCCAGUGCACCUGUGCGCUGCACCUGCUCUGCCAGCGCCUGCUCCGAGCCAUGGAACUCGAGGAAGAGUGUGGGCGCCACGCAGCGGUUCAGCUUGCUGUGCCUGUUGCAUGCGUCAAUCAUGGCGUCAUCCAGGAACUCUGGGACCAAGAAGUCCGAUGAGGACACAGCCCCGAGAAUCCCAGCUCAUGGCCGACCUCUCAGCAGCCAGACCAGAGCCCCAAGACAGCAGCCAGAGACCACCCACCUGACAGAGCAAUGGAAAGGAUGGCCUUUGGAAGGUACAGCUAACAUGCACGCCCAGACAGGCAUCAACGCAACGGGAGGCCCAGGGAUAAAGGUUCUUCCUUCAUAGUUCUCUGCCCAAAAGCUGCAGAAAAUGAGCAAAUCCGAGAAUGAAUAGCAAUAUGCCAUUUCAGGGAUCAGUUUCAUUCACGGAUGUGACUGUGGACUUCACCCAGGAGGAAUGGGAGCAACUGGACCCCUCUCAGAGGAUCCUCUACAUGGAUGUGAUGCUGGAGAAUUAUAGCAACUUACUUUCAGUGGGUAUGGAAGGCUGAUGACCAGAUGGAGAAGGACCACAGAAACCCAGAUGAGCAGGCAAGGCCUUUUAUAAUCUUUAAGAAUCAAACCCCAAUUGAAGAAAGAGAUCAUCAUCUCUUUGGCAAAACGUUUAAUCUUAGUACAGACUUUGUUUCUUUAAGACAAGUACCGUAUAAAUACGACUUAUAUGAAAAAACUUUGAGAUACAAUUCAGACUUACUUAAUAGCAAUAGAAGCUAUCUACGAAAGAAAGCUGACGACUGUAAUGGAUUUGGCAAAGCCCUUCUCUAUGUGAAGCAGGAGAAACCCCAUACUGGAGUGGACUACCCUGAAUAUAGUAAAAGUGGAAAAGCCUUCAGCCAUAAAGAAGCCAUUUUUAAACACCAGAAAAUUAGAAAUUUGGUACAACCUUUUAUCUGUAAUUAUUGUGACAAGGCUUUCUCAUUUAAAUCACUCCUCAUUAGUCAUAAGAGAAUACAUACUGGAGAAAAACCUUACGAAUGUAAUGUGUGCAAGAAAACCUUCUCCCAUAAGGCGAACCUCAUUAAGCAUCAGAGAAUUCAUACUGGGGAGAAACCCUUUGAAUGUCUUGAAUGUGGAAAAGCUUUCACCCACCAGUCAAACCUCAUUGUACACCAGAGAGCACAUAUGGAAAAGAAGCCCUAUGAAUGCAGUGAGUGUGGCAAGACAUUUGCCCAGAAGUUUGAACUUACUACACACCAGAGAAUUCAUACUGGAGAACGACCCUAUGAGUGUAACGAAUGUGCAAAAACGUUCUUUAAGAAAUCAAACCUCAUUAUACACCAGAAAAUUCACACAGGGGAGAAACGCUAUGAGUGCAGUGAAUGUGGAAAAUCCUUUAUCCAGAACUCACAGCUCAUUAUACACAUGAGAACUCAUACAGGAGAGAAACCCUAUGAAUGUACUGAAUGCGGCAAAACCUUCAGCCAGAGGUCAACCCUGAGAUUACAUUUGCGAAUCCAUACAGGCGAGAAACCGUAUGAGUGUUCUGAAUGUGGGAAAGCCUUCAGCAGGAAGUCUCGACUCAGUGUCCAUCAGAGAGUUCAUACGGGGGAUAAACCCUGAGACUGCAGCCAGCUUGUACUGGGGAGAGCCCGUGUGGAGGUGCUGUAGUAACGUGGGCGCUCAUACAGAGAUACAAUCUAUCAGCUCAGAAAUGUGCAAAAAUGGAGUCUUCUGAGAGCAAUGUUGUACUGCAAGUUAGAUGAGAAACCCAGCUAAAUAAUACAUAUCAGCAUAUCUCCAGCUGUAAAUAGACAAACUUACCUGUAUUACAGUGAGCUUUUAAAAAUCGGGAAUGAAUUCUCCCAUCAUGACGUAUUCCGGGCAGCAGUGUACGGAAUCUAGAGACAGGACACUAGGAAGUCGGUGGUUAUGUGCGGGAGCAUGCCACCACACACACUGCAGUCUGCACGUGUAAAUUUAACUCCGGCACCGGGAGUUUGAAAUUCUUGUCCUGAUAGUCAGGACGCAUCAAGAUUUUCCAUACUGAACAUCACAUGUGUUUCAUUAUCUUCACAACCCAGGAUGCAUUCCAAAUGAAGUAUCUAACAGGUUUUAGUAGCAUAUAGCCUCUGUGUUCUCUCCUCCUGCUUGCUGGCAUGUAGAAGUUGGUAUGACCAUGGUUAACUGAGCUACCUCCUCAGUCAACAGAAGAUCGUACUGGUGAAGUUGGAACCUUCCAGGUUUGCCGAAGAUUUCUUACAAGUCUCACUGACAUAAAUAUGCAAGUGUGAGGUGAUUAAGAGAGAUUGGAGAGGGUGGAAGGAGGCAGAGGUGGCUUCUGUCACUCAGUGUGCACCACAGAAUAAACGGGCUGUGUAAAGAAUAGCCAUA